Molecule: messenger RNA, 1118 nt
Organism: Leptosomus discolor (cuckoo roller)
Lineage: Eukaryota; Metazoa; Chordata; Aves; Leptosomiformes; Leptosomidae
Source: RefSeq, a predicted model, not a curated record
AAGUGUUUGUGGGAAGGAAUGGGAGAACAAACCCAACAAAUGUGUGCCCCCAGCCUGCGAGCGUUGUAGCAUGCGUCUGAUCACGUUGGUAUUUAAUGAGGGAACAGUAUUGAAAAAUGGCACGGAAACCUUUGAAGCCUGGGAGGAUCCUCCUCCACCAGUCUACAUGCAGUUCUACUUUUUUAAUGUGACCAAUCCUUUAGAAGUGCUUCAAGGCGAUACUCCUCUUGUAGAGGAAAUAGGGCCAUACACCUACCGAGAAUACAGGCCAAGAGUGCACGUUCAGUUUUUGGACAAUGGUACCAAAGUAUCUGCUCUGAAUCCAAAGACAUACGUAUUUGAACCUCAGAAGUCAGUUGGAGACCCUGAAGUGGACCUGAUUAGAACAGUUAAUAUUCCUGCAGUGACUGCGAUGGAAUGGACCAGGUCAACCCCUCUUCAGUUUGCCACAGAGGUGCUGCUGCUUCUGUACCAAGAAUCCCUGUUUACAGUUCACACCGUUCAUGAAUUACUGUGGGGCUACAAAGACAGGCUCCUGUCAACCAUUCAUCUUCUGCAUCCUGAGAUCGAUCCCGUGUUUGGUUUCUUUAAUAAGAUGAACGGAACUGAUGAUGGAGAAUAUGUUUUCCUAAGUGGGGAAACGAACUACCUUAACUUCUCAAGGAUUGUGGAAUGGAAAGGAAAAGAGUCAUUGAGCUGGUGGACAACAAAGACAUGUAACAUGAUCAAUGGAACAGAUGGGACAUCCUUUCACCCACUGAUUAGCAAAGAUGAGAACAUUUAUAUCUUUUCUUCUGAUUUCUGCAGAUCCCUUUACCUGGUGUUCGACAGCUCAGGAACUGUUGCAGGCAUUCCGACCUACCGCUUUGUGCCCUCUGCUAUGGUAUUUGCCAACACGACGGUUAACCCAGACAAUGCUGGAUUCUGCGUGCCACCAGGAAACUGCCCUGGCACUGGGGUCCUCAACGUCAGCAUCUGCAAACAAGGUAUACCAGUGGUGGUGAAUGGGUCCAGUUGGUGGACAGUUACAAGCAGAGUUCCCCAGGGCUCAGUAUUGGGGCCAGUUCUGUUUAAUAUCUUUACCAGUGAUCUUGACGAGGGGAUUGAGUGCGCCCUCA